This is a messenger RNA of Abrus precatorius (Indian licorice), 2791 nucleotides long. RefSeq names its product ETHYLENE INSENSITIVE 3-like 1 protein. The transcript is spliced from 2 exons. NCBI's taxonomy places the organism in Eukaryota, Viridiplantae, Streptophyta, Magnoliopsida, Fabales, Fabaceae. Gene Ontology annotation, molecular function: DNA binding; DNA-binding transcription factor activity. The coding region runs from base 459 to 2285 and encodes 608 amino acids. The record is from RefSeq and is a predicted model, not a curated record. Gene Ontology annotation, cellular component: nucleus.
AAUAAUGAAUGGCACCCCACUUCACAUUCACCAAAGAGCACCACCCCAACUCAAACCCUUCUUCUAAAGCAAUAAUAAAACCAGGAUAAUGCUCCACACUCUGUCCCUUUUCUCACUCUCUUUCUUCUCACCUUCCUCUCUCCCUCUUUUCUCUUCUCCUCCUUCAUUCUCUUUCUGUUGAAGCUCUAAAAAAUUACCCUUCUUCUCCUCUUGUUGACCUGUGGUCUUAACACAAGACCCACUUCUGGAUCUUCUGGUGUAAAGGUCUUUAAAGUUUGAAGAUUUGUUGAAUUGAGUUGGUGUAUAGUACAGAAGAGGGUGAAAUUUGAAACCCGGAACAUUACUUGCUUCAUCUGAAGCUUAUAGGCUGAACCCUCUUUUUUUUUUUUUUUUUUUUUUUUUUUUUUUUUUUUUUUGGAGAUUUAGUCUAUCGUUGGGUUGUUUUACCGUGGGAAAAGAUGAUGAUGUUUGAUGACAUGGGUUUUUGUGGGGAUUUUGAUAUGUUAUGUGGUCCUGCCCUUGGGGAAGGGGAUAUUGCUGUCAGACCAACUGAACCAGAUCCUGUAGUUGAAGAUGAUUACAGUGAUGAAGAAAUUGAUGUGGAUGAGCUUGAGAAGAGGAUGUGGAGGGACAAAAUGCGUCUCAAGCGAUUGAAAGAACAAACCAAGGCUAAGGAAGGAAUUGAUGCGGCAAAGCAAAGGCAAUCCCAAGAACAGGCAAGGAGGAAAAAGAUGUCAAGAGCUCAAGAUGGAAUACUGAAGUACAUGCUGAAAAUGAUGGAGGUUUGUAAGGCACAAGGGUUUGUCUAUGGUAUAAUUCCUGAGAAAGGAAAACCGGUGACUGGAGCAUCUGACAAUCUUCGUGAAUGGUGGAAGGAUAAGGUUAGGUUUGAUCGGAAUGGUCCGGCUGCCAUAGCCAAGUAUCAAGCAGAUAAUGCAAUUCCAGGAAAGAACGAUGGAUGCAAUUCCAUUGGUCCAACUCCACACACCUUGCAAGAGCUACAGGAUACAACCUUGGGUUCUCUCUUGUCAGCACUUAUGCAGCACUGUGAUCCUCCUCAGAGAAGGUUCCCAUUAGAGAAGGGUGUUCCUCCACCAUGGUGGCCCACUGGGAAAGAAGAAUGGUGGCCUCAAAUUGGUUUACCUAAAGAUCAAGGUCCUCCACCAUACAAGAAACCUCAUGAUCUAAAGAAGGCAUGGAAGGUUGGUGUUCUCACUGCAGUUAUCAAGCAUAUGUCUCCUGAUAUUGCCAAGAUUCGCAAGCUCGUGAGGCAGUCCAAAUGCCUUCAAGAUAAAAUGACAGCCAAGGAAAGUGCAACCUGGCUUGCCAUCAUCAAUCAAGAAGAAGCUUUGGCUCGAGAGCUUUAUCCCGAUUAUUGCCCUCCAUUAUCAUCUGGUGGAGGUAGUGGCUCCUUGGUCAUCAAUGAUUGCAGCGAGUAUGAUGUUGAAGGGGCAGAGGACGAGCCAAACUUUGAUGUGGAGGACCGGAAACCUGAGAAUCUUCAUCCAUCCAAUCUUGGGAUGGAGAGAAUGAGGGGAAGGAUGCCAAUUCAGCAACCUUCUCAUCCAAUCAAGGGAGGGGUUGUCACAAACUUGGAUUUCAUUCGGAAGAGGAAGAUUUCUAGUGACUUCAACAUGGUGAUGGAUCAGAAAAUCUACACUUGUGAACAUCCUCAGUGCCCUUACAGUGAGGUUCGCCUUGGUUUUCAAGACAGGUCUUCUAGGGACAAUCAUCAAUUGAAUUGUCCAUAUAGAAACAAUUCUGCAGAUUAUGGUGGUCCUAAUUUCCAUGCUAAUGAGGUUAAGCCAGUUAUAUUCCCUCAGUCCUUUGUUCAACCCAAUACUACAACUCAGUCUGCAAGUCUUGUUCAACCUUCAUUUGAUCUAACCGGCCUUGGAGUUCCAGAGGAUGGCCAGAAAAUCAUUGGUGACCUAAUGUCAAUCUAUGAUACAAAUGUUCUAGCAAACAAGAAUGGAAGCUCCACUAAUUGUGUACCUAUAGAAAGUCAAAACCUUUCUCAGCACAACAUUCAGCAACAACAAGACAACUUUUUCCCUGGCCAAGGAAUGGUGAUGGAAGGAAACUUCUUUCCACGAGAGGAAGGUCAAUUUGACCGGUUCAAGGCCAUGAACUCUCCUUAUGAUACCAGCCACAACAACAAUAAUAUCCAUUUGAUGUUUGGUUCACCUUGUGAUUUGGCAUCCUUUGAUUUCAAGGAGGACAUACAAGGAGUAGGGAUGGAUACCCUUCACAAACAGCAAGAUGUUUCAAUUUGGUACCAGUGAAAAUGACAAGUGCAAAGUCGUGUACCAAUGACUUCUUAUUGUGUCAUUAUUAAAAGGGGUGCCCUCAUCAUGUGAAACUCCCUUGACUCAAAGGCAGUAACUGCAUUUUUCUUCACAUGUAAUCGUUUAGGUCUAUAGAUAUUUUAUUAUGCUUGGCAAGUCUGGUCUGGUGGUAUAUUAUGGGUUAAUAAAUCAUGGAUGUUCCCUAAUGUAACCAACCCCUGUUGUGUGUUUUUAUAUGUUAGCCCUAUGUUGUUAUUUAAUACAGAUACUAUAUGUACUAUUGUGAUAUAAAUAAAUAUUUUUAUUCCCUCAUGAGUUGUAGUUCCACUAUACAUUCAUGGUUAAGGAAUCUGAAUAUGUGGCCUUGUUAUUAUGGGAAAUUUGGUUUGGUAGAUGAUGGGAAGAGAGAGGUUUGCCUUCUCAUAUGCCAUGCUUAUCUUUUUCCAUAUAAAAUGGACCCCAUUUGGCAGAUGCCAAUUUACAUACAUAUUCAAUUGCGUGAU